CACACUUCCCACCUUUAUUUAAACAACUCUCUCUCCUUCACUCGAUCAUCAUCAGCAUCAUCAUCAUCAUAAUCUCUUUCUUCUUGUACGACUUAUAAGCAUGGCAAAGUCUCUAGCUGGAUUGGCGGUUUUGGCCGCUCUUUUUAUGGCGGUUGAUGCGUUUAGGCCUUCUGGUUUAACCAAUGGUCACGCCACAUUCUAUGGAGGAAGUGACGCUUCUGGAACAAUGGGGGGAGCUUGUGGGUACGGAGAUCUCUACUCGGCCGGGUACGGGACAAUGACGGCGGCGUUAAGCACGGCCUUGUUCAACGACGGAGCUUCUUGCGGCGAGUGCUACAGGAUAACGUGCGAUUACGCGGCGGACUCACGGUGGUGCAAGAGAGGAGCUUCGGUGGUUAUCACUGCCACCAAUUUCUGCCCACCAAACUUCGCUCUACCCAACAACGACGGUGGUUGGUGCAAUCCGCCGCUCAAACAUUUCGAUAUGGCUCAACCCGCUUGGGAAAAGAUCGGAAUUUACAGAGGCGGUAUCGUUCCCGUCGUUUUCCAAAGAGUAAGCUGUUACAAGAAAGGAGGAGUGAGAUUCAGGAUAAACGGAAGGGAUUACUUCGAGCUAGUAAACAUAUCGAACGUAGGAGGAGCAGGUUCGAUCAGAUCUGUGUCCAUUAAAGGAUCAAAGACAGGUUGGUUAGCCAUGUCUCGCAACUGGGGAGCUAAUUGGCAAUCAAACGCUUAUCUCGAUGGCCAAUCUCUCUCUUUCUCCAUUACCACAACCGAUGGUGCUACAAGAGUCUUCCUCAAUGUUGUUCCUUCUUCUUGGUCCUUUGGACAGACUUAUUCUUCCAAGAUUCAGUUUUAAGGUUUUUCCUUCUUUUUUUUUUCCGUGUCUGAAAAAUUAUUGGCAGUGGUCGCGCUUUGAGUCUGUUUCUUUUCUCCCGGAGCGACCCGCCGGCUUUGUUUUUCUUUUUGUUUUUUUUUUUCUUCUUUCUGGUUUGAUGGGUCUGUUAAAGGAGAAGACCCGAUUUGAUUUGAGGAAAUGAUUAUACAAUACAUAUAUGUAAUGUGAAUUUGAGCGA
Molecule: messenger RNA, 1076 nt
Organism: Eutrema salsugineum
Lineage: Eukaryota; Viridiplantae; Streptophyta; Magnoliopsida; Brassicales; Brassicaceae
Product: expansin-A11
Exons: 3
Coding region: 101-859 (252 amino acids)
Biological process (GO): plant-type cell wall organization
Cellular component (GO): extracellular region
Source: RefSeq, a predicted model, not a curated record